AUGUCAAAUGUUUACCUACUGCCAGUUGCUACAUUUCUCAUUUUUCAAGUGACUUUUUUGGGCACUUACAUUGUGGCCGUCUUAGAGGGACAUGUUGUGCCCACAGUGCCCUAUAUAAGCGAUGCAGCCACCUACUCUCCGGAAAGCUGUAUUUUCGGGCAAUUAAUUAAUAUGGGCAGUGUUCUAUUGGGACUUACUAUCUAUGUGCGAUAUCGCCAUAUAAUGCAAUUGUAUGAGCACCAUCCGGAACUGGACGCCACUUUGGUGCGACACAAUCGUCUGUCUUUGUGGUUCGGCAUGGUGUCCUGCCUGGGCAUAAGCAUUGUGGGCAACUUUCAAGAAACUAAUGUACGGAUUAUGCACUUCAUUGGCGCCUUCUGUUGCUUUGGUUGCGGCACUUUGUACUUCUGGAUGCAGGCAUUGAUGACGUACACCAUUUAUCCCAUGGCCGGCACAAGGAAAACGGCUCACUUGCGUCUGGGCAUGUCCGUCUGCUGCACGAUCCUGUUCAUUAUGCUCGCUGUGACUGGCAUCAUGUCGCACAUCCUGUUCAAUGGACAGAAUCCGCGGAAGUGGUAUCCGUCGGACGGCGGCUGGUAUUACCACGUAAUAAGCACCAUAUCGGAAUGGAUUAUCGCCACCAUAUUUUCGUUUUUCAUACUUAGUUUUACGCCCGAGUUCCGUGAUGUUUCGCUACAGCAUCCGCAAAUUUCAUUGAUGUCUUACACUAUGAACGUAUAGAUGAUUCAUUAAUUUUAUUCAAAUACGAUUUAUAUAGUGUAUGCAAAUAUCUGAAGGUUCGACAGUGGAUGACAGUCUCAGUCACGACUGUUCCAUUGAAUCCACAGGCUAUGCUCUACAUAGGAUAUGCAAACUGCUAUCCCCUAUUGCCUAAGUACCAAUAUGUAGUGUAGGAUUUUAAUCAAUAUCAGCUGUCCUUAAUGGAAUACAUAUGAAUAUACAUG
This is a messenger RNA of Drosophila navojoa, 965 nucleotides long. Its product is annotated as DNA damage-regulated autophagy modulator protein 1. NCBI's taxonomy places the organism in Eukaryota, Metazoa, Arthropoda, Insecta, Diptera, Drosophilidae. The record is from RefSeq and is a predicted model, not a curated record.